AGGAGUCGUGUGUGAGGAGUCGGUUGAUUCAGUGGGAGCAGUAGCAGUGAUGGCGGCGCGCACGCUGGAAACGUGUUUAGAGGUUUUGGAGAGGAGCGCGGCUCUGCCCGAGCGCUUCUUACGGCUGCAGGAUGCUCUGGCCUCAGACUUCACCGCCCUCACUAAGACCCUGUACGACCUGCACAAAUCCCAGCCGCAGGCCGGCAGCACCGGCAGCCCACUGGACCAGCUGGUGGUGGAGAACUUCGAUGAGGAGCAGAUCUGGCAGGAGCUGGAGCUUCAGAACAGCACCGUGAUCCAGCACUUCGAGGAGGCCGUGGGUCAGGCCGUCGCCGACGACACACUAACCAUCAUCACAGAGGAAGAGGAGGAUGAGGAAGAUGAAGGAGAUGGAGAGAAUGGUGAUGAUGAGGAGCUGGAAGAUGAUGAGGAAGAUGAUGAUGAGGAGGACAACAACAAAGAAAACAGACUAAAGCCUAAAUCAAAAGCAGCAGCAGCAGCUGAUGAUGAAGAUGAGGAUGAGGAGGAAGAUGGAUUUUCUGAUGAGGACUCUGAUAUCGAUUUUGAUGUGGAUAAAUUAGAGAAACAGAGCAAACAGAAGAAGAACAGCACAGCGAAGUUCCCUCCCUCCAGGACUGUGUCGGAGGUGGAUGAUCAGUUCUUUAAGCUGGCGGAGAUGGAGGCGUUUCUGGAUGAUAUGGAUAAGAGGGAGGGGAAGGAAGGUGUGGGGGAGGAAAUCGAUUAUUUUCAGGAGUUGCCCUCAGACGAGGAUGAAGAACUGGGCUUUGAUGAGCCAACAACGUCAAAAAGUCGGAAAAAGUCAAAAAGCUCCAGAAAUGUAAAAUAUAAAGAAUACUUUAAUGAUGAAGAGACACCUGAACACCAGCCUGAUGAGGAAGAUGAAUCUGCACCUGAGGAGGAGGAAGAUGAUGGUGGAGAGGAGGAAGAAGAAUUAGGAGAUGAGGAUGAGGAGGAUGAAGACCUGGAUGAAGAGGAUUUAGAUAUGGAGGCUGAUCCGGAGAGUCAGAAAGCGAGGGAUGCUCUGAGGAAGGUGUCCUUUGAUCUCCCGAGUGAGAGUGAAGGGGAGGAUGUGGAGGAUAUUCUGGGAGGAAAGAAGAAAAAUGCAGCACAAUCAGAAUCCAAAUCUACUUAUGAGAAAAGACAAGAAAAGAUGGCGGAGAAGAUCGGGGAGCUGGAGAAAGCAGCGUUAGCUGAGAAACCCUGGCAGCUGACCGGGGAAGUGACGGCACAGACCCGACCUGAGAACAGCAUGCUGGAGGAGGAUCUGGAGUUCGACCAAAACUCCAGGAUGGCUCCAGCAGUCACAGAGGAGACCACCCUGCAGCUGGAGGACAUCAUCAAACAGAGGAUCAAAGAUCAGGCGUGGGAUGACGUGGUGAGGAAGGAGAAGCCGAAGGAGGAGGCGUUUCAGUAUAAGAAGAGACUGACGCUGGACCACGAGAAGAGUAAACUCAGCCUGGCUGAAGUCUACGAGCAGGAGUUCCUCAAACAGACCGAGAAAAAGACAGAAGAGGAGGAGAAUCCAGCUCAUGUAGAAAUCCAGAAGCUCAUGGACUCUCUCUUCCUGAAGCUGGACGCUCUCUCCAACUUCCACUUCACACCAAAACCGCACAUUCCUGAAGUGAAGGUCGUCUCCAACCUGCCAUCCAUCACGAUGGAGGAGGUGGCUCCAGUCAGUGCCAGCAGUGCCACUCUAUUGGCUCCUGAAGAAGUUAAGGAGAAGAACAAGGCUGGGGAUCUUCUGGGCGACUCUGAGAAAACGGCUACAGAUAAGAAGCGCGAGAGGCGUAAGAAGAAGCAGCUGAAGAGGCUGAAGAUUCAGGAGAGGGAGAAGAGGAUGAAGCUGAAGGAAGCAGCAGCAGAGGGAGGAGUGAAGACCAAGAAGUCGAAGGCUGAAGUUCAGGAGACUCUCAGGAAACUCACUAAAGGAGGGAAAGCCAAACUGCUCACGAAUGACGGUAUGGAUAAAGCUCUGCGCUCCUCUCAGGCCUUCUUCUCACAGCUCCAGGAUCAGGUCAAGACUCAGAUCAAGGGCUCCAAGGUCCAGCCCAAGAAGAAGAAGCAGAAGGAGAUUUCUGCCAGCAAGCUAAAGUUAUAGCUGUAGUUCUGAGAUUGUCAGUGUGUACAGUUUUCUUUAAUGAUGACAGUUAAUUCAGUCUGUGUUUUCACAUGAUCUUGUCAUUUAUAUUAAAAUUGUCAUAUUUAAAAGAAA
Astyanax mexicanus (Mexican tetra) is the source of this 2233-nucleotide messenger RNA. RefSeq names its product M-phase phosphoprotein 10 (U3 small nucleolar ribonucleoprotein) (gene mphosph10). Gene Ontology annotation, cellular component: nucleus; sno(s)RNA-containing ribonucleoprotein complex; small-subunit processome. NCBI's taxonomy places the organism in Eukaryota, Metazoa, Chordata, Actinopteri, Characiformes, Acestrorhamphidae. The coding region runs from base 50 to 2119 and encodes 689 amino acids. The transcript has 11 exons. The record is from RefSeq and is a predicted model, not a curated record. Gene Ontology annotation, biological process: rRNA processing.